Molecule: messenger RNA, 1424 nt
Organism: Patiria miniata (bat star)
Lineage: Eukaryota; Metazoa; Echinodermata; Asteroidea; Valvatida; Asterinidae
Product: phosphotriesterase-related protein-like
Exons: 8
Coding region: 312-1391 (359 amino acids)
Biological process (GO): catabolic process
Molecular function (GO): zinc ion binding; hydrolase activity, acting on ester bonds
Source: RefSeq, a predicted model, not a curated record
AUAGUAUCCAGACGGAUUUAUCGUUCUCUUGGGCAUGCAUUAUCACAAUAAUAACCGAGGUUACUUGUACGUGUAGAUAUAAUUACGUUUAGUUCGAAUGUACAUGUACUGUACAUGUUGGUUCGGAGGCUGACCAAACGAAUGAGGCUACGAACAGUGAGUCGUGCCAUGUAUAUGGUGAUAUCGAACGAAGCCUGUCGGUGUUAUUUGGCUUGAUAGUUAUUCACAUCACCAGUGGGCCAAAAACUAGUGAAUUCACAGGCUUCUUACACAGGUUGCUCAUGCUCAAGUAGAAAAGAAGCUGAAAUCGCAUGAUGGCGGCAGGACUGCGUGGGAAGGUACUAACAGUUCUUGGUCCUAUUGACCCGGUGGAUUUGGGUUGCACCCUCAGCCACGAACACCUACACGCAGAUUUCAGUUGUUUCUACUCUGAGCCAAUCACAGAGGAGGGGCGGAGCAUAUGCAAAUCACCCAUCAGCAUGGAGAAUCUGUACUGGUUACGCAAUAAUCCGUGGAAUUUCUUUCAAUUCAGAUACAGUUGGAAGGCAAACCUUUUUCUCCAGAACGAAGACGAGGCUCUCGUCAAGGAACUCCUGUAUCUCAAGAAGAACGGUUGUCAGUCUCUGGUCGAGUUGACCACGCUCGGGCUGGACCGGAACGUCGGCAAACUGGUCGAGUUAUCGACAGCAACCGGAGUCAAUAUCGUCGCGGGAACAGGUUACUACACAUCAAAAACGCACCCGCCGGAAAUGGACAGAAUGUCACAGGAAGAUGUUGAAAAGGUCAUGACCUCUGACCUGAUGCAGGGGGCAGACGGUAGCACGGGUCGGUGUGGGGUCAUUGGCGAGAUAGGUUGCUCCUGGCCCCUGAAAGAUAACGAGAGGAAGAUUCUUCGCGCCACGGCCAGCGUGCAGUCGCAGCUGGGCUGCCCGGUCUCCAUCCACCCAGGCCUGCAUGCCAGGUCCCCCGAGGAAGCAGUCAGAGUCUUGCAGGAGGCUGGGGCGCAGGUGGACAAGAUCGUCAUGGACCAUCUGGACAGAUGUUUCUUCACUAAAGAGUCUCUGCUCGAGUUUGCCGAGCUGGGCACCCUUCUCGAGUUUGACUUCUUCGGCACCGAGGUGGCGCACUGUCAGUUUUACCCGGAGAUCGACUUCAUGAACGACGGACAGAGAAUCCAGAUGAUCAAAUGUCUUGUGGAGGAAGGGAUGGAAGACAGAGUUGUCAUAUCUCACGACUUCCACGCCAAAUAUCAGAUGAUGAAGUACGGUGGCCACGGUCUGUCUCAUAUAAACCUCCAUGUCCUGCCCAAGAUGCGGGCCAGAGGUCUGUCCCAAGACGUCAUCGAUAAAUUCAUGAAGACCAACCCACAGAAAUGGUUGACGUUCAACUGAGCCCACCAGCAAGUCUAGCAACGUGGAAGCUAU